Messenger RNA from Acanthaster planci (crown-of-thorns starfish), 1155 nucleotides. It is a transcript of the gene tmem38a, whose product is annotated as transmembrane protein 38A. The record is from RefSeq and is a predicted model, not a curated record. Gene Ontology annotation, biological process: potassium ion transmembrane transport. Gene Ontology annotation, molecular function: potassium channel activity; identical protein binding. Lineage: Eukaryota; Metazoa; Echinodermata; Asteroidea; Valvatida; Acanthasteridae. Gene Ontology annotation, cellular component: membrane.
GCGUCGGACAUAAGGUAUCAAGGACUGACGUGACUAAGGUCUGAAGGUUACGCCUCGGUUUGCGUGUAAACUAGCAUGCAAGUAAAGUAGUUUGUUGAAUUUCCCUGGAUGCCCUCUCUGAGAAACCAAGUGGUGUCUCCUCAGUGGUCUUUGUGAAGAUGGCAGCUGCCUACUAUGAAAUGCUUGUCUCCUAUGGAGAUGCUUACAGUACUAUUCCCAUGUUUCCUGUCUUUGAGGUGGCGCAUUACAUCCUCAUGAUUCAAGCUGUAAGACAAGACUUGAGAGAAGACACAAAACAUCUUGCCCAGACAAACCCCUUGGUAUGCUGGUUUUGCAGCAUGCUUAGUAGCUUUGCAGGGGGAAUCUUGACCAAUUUCCUCCUGGGUCAGCCAAUACUGGCGGCAUUCAACAACCAUAUAAACAUUGGACUGGCAACUAUCGUGUGGUAUCUAAUCUUCUACUGCCCUGGGGAUUUUUUCUUCAAGCUAGUCUCCUCAUUUCCAGUCCAGCUGCUCUUGAUUCCUUUCAAGGAGAUUAUCAGGAUGAAUAAGAUUGCUGGAGGAAUAACACAGGCAGCAGCUGUAUAUCCCAAUGGGUUCUUAGUCAUGCUGAUCAUUGGCACUGUCAAAGGAACUGGCAGUAUGCAGAUGAGGAACAUUGAAAGAUUGUUACGUGCCACCAGCGGACCGUCCUCCAAUCAGUUUACUAAUCCAUCAUUCACAAUGAAGGGGUCCAUCAUUAUCAGCCUUUUGAUUGUUCUCCAGCGCUAUGUGAUCCUCCCAGUUCCCAUCUCUCUCCUGUUGCUAUUCAGCAUGCUGGCCAUGACAACAGCCAAAGUCUUCAUACUGUAUGGCUCUAGGGAUCCCUUUGAGCCACUAGAGGGCGUGCUUCGGCCAGUUGUCUUUGGGAAGCAGCCGCAGGAUACAACCAGCAAGAAAGUCAAAGAUAAUAAAGACAAGAAGAACAAGAAGGAGUGAAAGAAGCAUACAAGAGGUUUCAAAGAUACAGCAUAUAAAAGAGUGGCUCUCAAUCUGAAGUAAUUUAUGUCUUUUUUUGUCUGCAAAUGAGUAUGUUUAUCUUCAUACUUCACAUCGGUCAAUGAAAUCCACAGUUAUUCAACUAGAUCUCAUAACAAUAUGUUUGUUCCCUUCACUC